This is a messenger RNA of Schistocerca gregaria, 1333 nucleotides long. It is a transcript of the gene galla-1, whose product is annotated as cytosolic iron-sulfur assembly component 2A. The coding region runs from base 701 to 1240 and encodes 179 amino acids. The transcript has 4 exons. Lineage: Eukaryota; Metazoa; Arthropoda; Insecta; Orthoptera; Acrididae. The record is from RefSeq and is a predicted model, not a curated record.
GUUCUGUGUUUCUUAGCGUGUUACACCAUCUUUCGAUUCUGUACCUCUAAUCAGACGAUGCUGUUACUGAAUUACAAAUAUGUGUUUAUACGGAAUUGAUUAAUGCUAAACUUACAUUUCCAUCAUAUGGUUUAAGAACAGUUUGCCGAUUUACGAACUAUUUAAUUAUUUACUUGAAAACUAAGACUAUUCCUUUCUCGCGACGCUAACUUUUCACGUACAAAAACAAAUGGUCCAAGUCGUGUGCUGUCCAAUGUCCGAGAGCAGAUCCGCCUACCGGCAGUUAUUGAAGCUCGUCGGCGAUGUUUGGGGAAGCGAUUUCGUGUGAUAAAAUUACAAGCGUUACAACUUCGUAACUUACGCCUAAGUUGGCAUGACAGUAUGCAAGUAGGUAGUUCCUACAAGUAAGUUUUCUUACACGGGUGGUAGUGGGGACAUGUACGAGUGUGUAUUUCAUGUCCAAGUAAACCCAGCUACUGCUGCUCUUUACACUCGCUGUGAUGUUGACUUUUCCGUGUCUCGGCGACGAAUGGCGUCACUUUUGUCGCGUUUGGAAACCCGACUUUAAGUCACACUGCCACAGGUCUACCGAUGUCGAUGUCACAGACGGAAUGCCAUAUCUUGACGUGCCCAACUUUGCAUGAUUGGAAACUGCGUACUGUAAUAGCAGAGGGGGGGAUGUGUUAUUGUUUUGUUGUAUAUGAUGUUGUUAUCCAUAAUUCAGAAGUCUAAAGCGUUGCUUGGUGUUGGAGCCAAUACAGAAGGUUUAGUAAACACCGUGGAAGGAGCAAAAGGACAACAGAAUGAUGUGCCCAAGCAGACAACGCAUCUUGCACCGGAAAUAUCCACCGAACAACUCAAGGAAAUUGUUUACGAUCACAUAAAGACAAUUCGAGAUCCUGAGAAGCCAGCCACCCUGGAAGAUUUGCAUGUUGUUGAUGAAGACUGUGUAAGAGUUGAAUCUAGUCCAGAUAAUGAUGUGUACUCAGUUCAUAUUGAAUUUAUUCCUACUGUGCCUCACUGCUCAUUGGCUACUCUUAUAGGCCUUUGUAUUCGGAUAAAACUGGAAAGGAACCUUACAGAAAAAUUCAAACUGGAUAUCAGCAUAAAAGAAGGGACACAUUCUACAGAAGGUGAAAUAAAUAAACAAAUCAACGACAAAGAAAGGAUAGCUGCAGCAAUGGAGAAUCCAAACCUAAGAGAAAUUGUUGAAUCUUGCAUUGAUGACGAAAAAGACUGAAGUUAUAUUGUAAAUGGACUGAUGAUUUUGUUUUUUUAAAAAAAUAAUGCAGAUGUAAGUUAUUUUCUUGAUUAAAAGUGUGAGUUAACCUAA